Molecule: messenger RNA, 8543 nt
Organism: Silurus meridionalis
Lineage: Eukaryota; Metazoa; Chordata; Actinopteri; Siluriformes; Siluridae
Gene: ahdc1
Product: AT hook, DNA binding motif, containing 1
Exons: 6
Coding region: 2925-7172 (1415 amino acids)
Source: RefSeq, a predicted model, not a curated record
GAAUUAUAAUUUCUCAAGACUUAAUGACAUUUGUGUUAAAACAUGGUGAAUUAACAAAUUGUCAGUAAACUUUAACAGUCAACAUUUCUCUACAGAAUAUUUGUUCUUUAACUAUUGGAUUGACCAGAUCUUGCAUAUAUGACUUCCUGUUUAAAGGGGCACCAUAGGCAAUGUAUUCCAAACCUCUACAAGACAAGACAAAAAAAAGCUAUUUACUAUUUUCACAAUUUCAAGUAGUUACAUAAACUACUUACAAUACUAAACUAACACUAAGACUGAGAACUGUUAUAGACCUGUGCACAAACAAUCUGUCAGAGAAGUGUAAAGAAAAAAUCUGGAAAAAACAUUACUCUGUUUUGUAGCUUUUGUUUUGGAACUGGACAGUUGAGAGGAAAACAGUACAUGUUGGUUUGUGUUAGGAGGCUACAUGUAAUCCAGAACACAACCUUGAUCUGAGUGGUAUUAGGCAUUAGACCAGUGAGUCUCAGUAAAUAAUGUAUAGCAAAAAAUAUAAACCUCAGGUAAAAUACAAGCAGACAAUCUUAUAGUAAGUAAAUGCUUCACAGUUUCACUCCAGAUCCAUAUAAAAUGCCUUACAUUCCAAAGUAAUGGUCAUGCAUGUGUACUAAGCUAAACUCAGUUGAACUGCUAAAAACACCUGGAUUAAGCUGAAGUGGACUCCAGAGAAAUCCACAGAUAUUCUGUGUGAAGAAAUUGAUAGAUCCUUGGCUAUGAUUUUCACCAACAUCAAACAAGAACAUUCAGUAUACUUUCUGAAUAUAUUCAACAUUCUUUUUUUUUUUUUUCUUUUACUAAUUUUUUGCAUCUUUUUGGCAUUACACGGUUUAAUUGCAUGACAAAAGAAAGAAAGAAAGAAAGAAAGAAAGAAAGAAAAGAAAGAAAGAAAGAAAGAAAGAAAACUAUCAUUUUAUAAGUCGGUACAAUGUGUGCAUAACCUUCAUUUGUUAAGGCUGUUUAUUUGAAAUAAACCUUUUUACAAAAUAUUGCCAAAAACAUGUAAUACAAUAUGAAUGCAUUAGCCAAAACUAUAUUAAAGUACUAUUAUCAGUGUUGUUGAUUUCCUAAACUCAGUUAUGUUAUAUUCCAGAUUUAUGGAGAACAUCAUGUCACAUACUGUAGAUGAUAUAUGAUUAUAUGACUUGUUAGUAAUGGGCAUUACGGACAGGUUUAACGCACAGUUGCUCUCAGAUGCUCAUGAACACAAAACAACAGCAGCAACAGCAACAUGAAAUGAUGCACAGCACUAAGAGGCGUGAUUAUACAACCCAUGGGUCAUUUUUGCAUUUACCCAAACAAGCCACAAGAUGGCAGUCAGAGAUGAAAUGCCAGAUGCAGGCUAUAUGUUUGAAUAGGAUGUUGAACUUUUUGUUUUAUGUAAAUAUGUAGUUAAUAUUCCUCUGAUGAUCUUGCUUAUAUUUCAAGCAUAUUAAAUAUUGCUAGAGACUUAAGUUAGUUCCAGGAAGAUGAUGUAGCCUAGUACUGCGUGCAUACUUGAUUUAAUUUUUAUUGCAUAUUACAUUUAAACUAAGUUUCUGAGGAAUCUAUAUAAAAUGCUUUGCGAUUGGAAACGCCCAACUGCAACAUCUCGAACCUUAAAUAAUUCCCUAAAAGAUUAGCUCCUAAGAUUUUCCUUUUCUGUGGACCAUUGUUUUUCUCCAAACCUUUAUAAUACCGCAUUGUAACCAUGUCCCAGGUGCCAAUACAAUUAAUGUGCCCCAUGAAUGUUUAAUGCCCUUUUUUAGACAAUUCUCGUUUCCUAGAGUCUUCCUAGACAGGGUUUCUGGAAAUCUUUCCAGUUUUCAUUCUGUGUACACACACAUGAAUAUUACAGAGGCAAACAGAAAGCAAGAACUUCAAUACCCAGAGUCCCCCAGCAGGGACAAGCUUGCUCUACGAGUCUACGGAAGCCCAGGAGCUGCUGUUAGGCACGUUUGCACUUCGCGCUGGCGAGGUAGCGUGGAGCCAGUGGGUUUGCAGAGGAAAGAGGAACGGCGCAGGAACGCGCUCACUGCUAUCUGACUCGCGUCUCCAUCCCCGGACGCAUCGGCGUCAGACCUGCAGCGCACGAUUUGACACGUUUUGACAUUUCUGAACAUUUUCAUUCAAUCGUAGGGGCCACCUUAGGCGCUUUUCUACGUGGUUUCCUUUUUUCCCCUUCAUUCUUUUCUUUUUUUGCAUUUAGAGUUUUAUUUCAUUUUCACCAGAUGUUGACAGAAAGGACGGCAGGACGCAGGACGGCAGACAGCCGACUGGGAGAUGCCAGGAAGCGGCCGGGCAGUGGAGCGCGUUGUGCGCGCGGGCACCUGUGAGGCUGAAGCGGACGCUGCGUGUCCUGGUGUUCUGGCGUUGAUCGGUGUGACUGGUGUCGGUGCGCGCGUGAGGAGCUCGGCGGCGGCGCCGCUGCUGCAGCAGCGUGGAGCGUAAAGCGCGUUUCGCCUCCUGGUAACAAACUGGCAGGAUAGCAUUGCCAUGGAAACAUGCGAUUUGUGAGUGAGAAGAGAAUCAGUUGAGAGAAUCUAGAAAAAGAGCAUUGUGGCAGAUUCUAAAGAAAAUGAGAGAAGAGGAUAAGAUAGCAGAGGAAAAAAACAAGAGAGAGCGAGAGAGAUACAGAGAGAGAAACAGCUAAGAAUGGAAGAAGAAUAGCAGGAUAACACAAAAUAUGACCAUAGCAACGGAAAUGAUAAACAUUGGCGGAUAAUUUUCAAGGACUUUACUCGUGAAAUCUGAAGCUCUUGUUUACUGCCAGUCUUGCACUCGUACUUGCCAAGCAAGGAACUGCAGGCUGAGAGAAAGGGACUUGCCUUUGGGUCAACUGCACAUUAACAAAACAUAAGCAGAUAUUUGCUAUCUAAAUUAUAUAAAUUAUAUAUGUGUACUUGUGAUUUCAAUCAAUUUAAGAGGCAAUGAGUCGACUGUCAGGCCGUCUGAGAUCUGGAAGUAUGCGUUUGGCUUGUGACGCACUAGCUGGAGAAGACUGCAGUGAAACUGAAGGCUCCUGGAUGGGAGACAUGGGGCCCGGAGUCACUUCUGCAGGGGCAAGUGGAUCUGACCCAACUGCUUCACUGCACUAUAGAUUGUUUUCACCACCUUCACUUUCUAAUGGUCUACGUAAUCAUAACGACCAGUUUCAGCGCAGAGCAAGGAGACGCAGACAGAUGGACCAUGUGGAGCAAAUGCACAUGCAUGAACAAAUUCACAUUCCAUCACACACACGCCAACAGAUGCACGUACACCAACAACCAAUUUCAGCCAUACAAAGCACUCACACAGAACAUGUGACCACACAUCUACAAUCCCAAAUGCACAUUCAAAUAGAUACCCAUGUCCACACCGAGAGAGAUGUAAUGAUGCACAAAAAUACACAUACAGAGAUGGUCAGAUCUUCAACUAUGAAAGAGGACACCUCUCUUGUCCCAGAAGAUCUGUCUAUGACUCCAAAGACUGAAACAUACACCUCCCUUGUUCAUUCAGCCCAUCCACUGCAUACCAACCAACUCUCACAAAACUACUCAGCUCUUCAAACCAGCUCUGCAUCUAUAAGUAAGAUUGAUGCAGAGAACCCCUCUAAUACCAGUAAACUGGAGAGAAAUCCCUUAACUAACCCUGAUUUAGACCAUAGUUCUAGUGCAAGCCACAAUCCUUUCAACACCCCUAUAGAGGCUGAGAGGAAGUAUACCCUUAGGAGUUCUGGUCGGCCACGUUUCCCCUGUCACCUUCGCAAGUCAUCUCGUUUACGCAGAGCUGCAGAGGAUAGUGUAAUGAAAAGGGAUUUAGAACAAAAAGAGAUAGUGGAAGAUAGGAACAUCUGGAGAGCGGAAGAGAGUAGACAAAGAGAAGAGUGUCCUCUAGAUGUUGCUAUGGCCACUUCGUCCCUUGAAGUUUCCUCAGCUCCUACUAAUUCGAUUCAUAUGGUGCCAAAUCAUAGUAUUGGAAUACCAUUUGGAAAGGCAGCAAGUGAAGACAGCUCUGUGAUCCAGAAUUCACAGAGAGCUAAGCAACGAGGUCGUUUUUUAGGUGUGAGAAAGAUAGUGGUAAAAAUUGCAAGAAUCCCUGUGCAUCUUAGUCGACGACAGAAAAGCUAUAAGAUUUCCUCCUUAGAGCCUGUGGCAGUCGGGUCACAUGGGGAAGGUUGUACUACAGGAGACCCACCAGAAGGGGGACCUGGUGGAGAGAUGGGUCCACAUAUUUCAAAGGAACCAACUGCUCUUCUUCGCAUGAAAAACAAUGGAAAGAGUGUAAUGGUAAUGUUUCCUCCUGGAGAGCUACCAGUCAUCUUAAAACGGCGAAGAGGGCGACCACCCAAACAGGCUUUACCAGGACAGCCUGACAUGCGAGAGACUAGAGCUGGGGCUGCAAGUGCUGCAGAGCCCAAAAAACCCAGGAGGCGUCGCAGAGUAAAGCUUCCUUCCCCUCUGCCCUCAUAUGUAAAUGACACUAAUGAUGUUAAAGUUGAAUAUGCAGAUGUUCUCUCUAAACUGGCUUUCUUAAACCGGCAACCUCCUAGCACUGGCCGCUGCUCCCCACCACGCUGUUGGACUCCAACUGAACCUGAGACCUUUCACACAUCUGCAGAAAAUCCAAAUCUGUCCACACUAUUGCAUCGCCUCACAGGCUUUCGCAGAAGAGGUGGUCGUGCUGGCUGUAUGGGAGGGAGAGGAGGGGGUAUGACUGGGUGUUCAGAGUCUUUUAAGAGGUCUUUCAGUGAUUUUUUUGAGACAAUUGGGAAAAAGCGCAAGGUUCCUCUGUCUGAACCAGGAACUCCACGAAAAAGGGGGAAAGGGCUGAGUAGUGGGUUGAAGAGGGCAACGAUGAAUGAGCAAAGUAGCCUGGUGACUGGUGAAAAGAUAAGAAAGCGACGUUCGCGAAAGAAUGGAACAUUAAAAAGUGGUCAGGGGGUUCUGGAUCCAGACUGGCAAAAUGGAAAUAAUGGGUGGGGAGAAAAGUGUAAUCCAGAUCCAGGUAGUUACCAGGGCUCAUGUUCACCUCGUGGAAGCUUUCCGUCCUCUGACACUAGCAAAGGGGGUGUGUAUAAUAGCCCUGGAUUGAGAGGAGCUGGAAGUGCAGAGGAAAGUCAGGGAAUGUUUGCAGGAUAUUUUCGUUCUUUACUUGAUUCGGAUGACUCCUCAGAUUUGCUAGACAUUUCUAUGUCCAGCCCUACAGGACACCAAGAUGCUCGUAAAAUCACUCCAGGUUAUGAGGUUAGCAGUCAAGGUGCAGCCCACUGCUGGUCUCCAGCUUUCCCUAAAAGAAGCCCUAAAGUAGCAGCUGGUACUGGAGAAGGGGUAUCUCUUUCUUCAGCCCAAUCUCAUAGCAGUUCUGCAAAUAGGACACCAUAUAUAUACAGUGCAUCACAAACAUCCCCAACCACUUCUUUCCCAAAAUCCCCUGCUCUUUCUCUCUCUCGAUCACCCAGUUCUCCUCAUCCUUCUUCUGGUUGUUUUUCCCAAUAUCCAGCCACAUAUAGUGGAAAUGUGCCCCAAGGAGCAGGUGUUUGCCCUGUGACUCAGCAGCAGCACAGAUCAAGUGACUGCAGCUUUACCUAUGGCACUAAAACAACCCCUGCCUCUUCAACACAACGGCACAUGAAUUAUUUAAGUUUUCAAUCCUCUGCUAAACGACAGUAUAGUGCAUAUCCUGGACCUACCAAUGUCCCCAUGCAGCAGAAUGAGUCUGUUGGUCCAUCAUCCCCAAGUGGAAGUUACAUGUCAAUAUCAAAGACUAGCUCCUUCUCCUCAACAUCAUCUCCUCCUGAAGGCUCUAGACAAUACCAGUGUUCUGCCCCUUGGGUUUACAGACAAGGGGGACCUACCUGGGGUGGUGAUGGAUUUGGUACUCAUCAGUUUCAUAGCUUCUCUGACUAUGGAGUCAGCGGCACAAGCUCUGAGUCCAAAGACAUCCUAGACAUAUCAAAUUACACACCCCAAAAGGCAAAACAGCGUCCCUGCCCAGACACAUUUUCUGAGUCCUCUUCUGAUUCCUCACACACAGGGAUCGUAAGCAUGGGGGGGACAUUCUGCCCUAGGGAUGCACCAGUAUCUGAGGGGCAGUCAAGCCUGUCAAGCUUGGAGAAACUGAUGUUAGAUUGGAAUGAAAAUUCUGCAGGCCCAUCAUAUAACUGGAGUCAGAAUGUCUUGUUUCAAGGUGGGACUAAACCAGGCAGAGGCCGAAAGAAACGGUCUGAGGCACAGAUUGAAAAGGAAAUGGGCCAUAUUACACCAGGAUCACCUGCAAGUCCUCCUGUGCAGGGAUGUGGACCAAAGCGUAGUGCUUCUGCGGGACGCCAACCUAGGGGGAGUAGGGGCAGGGGAGGAUUUUCUUCUUGCCAACGAGAGCGAUCUUUACCACCAAAGCCCAAACUUCAAAAGCCUGCAACUCCACCAGCAGCAGGACCAAUGACUUCAUCGGGGGGAUUAUACCACGAAACAUUAGAUUAUUACAGUGGAGAUAGCAGUAGCCUUUCACCACUAAGCCAUGCUCCUGAGCUCUGUGAAUACCCCUCUCCAUACUCAGCCCAUACCUCGACUCCAUCUUCUGAUGAAAGAUUUGCUCAUGUUUACCCCUCAGACUCUGCCUCUCUUUCUCCCGGUCUGUCAACUCAGACAGAUGUCCUUAAGCAGCACCCUAAACCAGCACCCCCUUCACAGACAUAUGGACAUACUACCAGGACAUUCAGCCCUACACUAUCUCCUAGUCCUCGCCUUCCACCACAGUGUAGCUCAGCCAUGAGUCCACACCGGGUGCCAAAGGACCAAUUUCCACAGUAUGACUCACCCAGUUACAGUAGCUCUCCUUGCUGGUAUGGGCAGGGUGGGAGUGUUGCUCAUAGUCCCCAGAGCUUUGAAGAGCUGCGCUCCACUGCCAUCGCUAUGCCCUCACACAAACGGGACAUGUCUCUAAUUAGCCCUGGGAUGAGAGCACCAUCCCAUUCUCCUUACACUACACCUUUACUAAGAGGACAUGCUAUGUCUUCUUCUUGUGUGGGUGGAAGUCAAGACUCUUCUCCCCAGCAUGAGGAGCUGAGUUAUCAUGGUAAUAUGGACAGCUAUGCACCCACAGGGCACCGUUAUGUGUCCCAAAGUUCCCGAGGGGGGGUUCUCUGCCAACUGUUGGAUCAACCUAAUGAUGAAGGCUUCACUGUCACCAGCCUGUAGUUAGCAUUGUUGCACCAUCCCAAUACAGAUGAUUUGGACUACACCAUUUUCAUAUUUCUAAUAUUUUAUAAGAAUGUGCUGUUACAGAAGAAACUUGAUAGAUAGAAUUAAGGAGAUUUGGAACUGUGGACUACAAGAUGAUUUCUUCAGCAGUGACAAUCAACACACACACACACACAAAACACAUACGUGCACGCACACACACAUGCACACACACAUGCACACACACACACACACACACACACACUAAAACAACUGAAAUAGCACAUGCAUACACAGAUAGAUGCUCCUACAUGCACAAGACCAGUUGUGAAGCUUGGGUGGUGUUUUUUUCUGGAUGGACAGACAUACGUUAAUGUCAACUAAAAGAACUCCUCCGCUGAAGUGCAGAAAUCCUCAGAAUGCAAAUAUUACUCAUUUAAACAGAAACCCAGAUAUGCUUGCAACAGUUGUUCAAUAUGAUGUGAGAGAUCAUGCAAAAGGUUUUUGGCCUUCACACCGAUCUCUCUGUUUUUUUCCUCUGCUCUGGUUCUCUAUAUGUGUCUUUUCUGUCUCUUCUAGUCUCAACAUCAUCUUUGGUCACGUCAGUAGGGAUUAAUUACUUACUCCCCAGAAUAUAUAACUUUUUCAGGGUUUUUGAUGGUGACCCUACUCCUUACGCAGACUUUAUCCCUUUUUCCCACCUUAUUUGCUGUCUGCUUCAAAAUACCAGCAUCUGUACAUAAGUCACACCAACCAAGUCAACACCAGAAAUAACAAUGCAAUGAUAUAAAUAACUGAAGCAUAGCAAUUACAGAAGUGGAUAGAGUUUUGCAAAGGCUGUAAAUUUAUUACCAAAUUAUUAUGAAAGUUACAGAAUUUCUGUUAUGUCCUUUAAGAAGUGAUGUCAAUUUGAAAAGUGAAUUUAAAUGGUUUCACUUGAUCCUGUGCAAAUAAUUACUUAUUCUAAACAAGGGUGUUUUUUUUGGCCCAAUAGGAUUUAUCUCAAUCAAAUGCCUUUCCCUGUUCUUGCUCACGGCCUGCCGCAUGGUCAUAUUUUGCCCAACACCCAGUUCUUGUCUCUGUAUUUUUGUAAUUUUCUGUCGGGAGGACAGACACUCAUGCACUGACCCCAAAGAUGCUGCUCUGGCAAAGGUGCUGAGAGGCCAGUCUUUCUAAACAUGGAGGUCUGGAACUCAGGGUGUGGACAAUGCCUAUUCUCCUAUUCAUACUGCUCUCCUUCCUUUUUUCUCUCUUCACUGUUCCUAUUUCUUGUGGUCUGCUGUGUCGUACAGUGAUUUUUUUGUGGUGAAAUACUGUAUCUGUCUGUUCCAUAUACUGUAUCUACGGUGGGAAUAUUUAAAUACACAUUCUGUUCUUAUCAUUGCGUAA